AUGAAGGAACCAUCGGAGGUGAAUCAAGCCACACAGUCAACCACGUCACCCACGACAACCCAUGUACCAAGUACUACAACACAGGCCAGUACCACGCCAGCAGGGGUCCCAACCACGUCCCCACCACCACCAACUCUUCGACCCAGCACCACAACAGAAGCCAGCACCACGACUGUACUUCGGUCAACAGUGACAACAGCAGGGGCCGCUGUACCAACCACGCCCCCUACAACAUCAGCUGUACCAACAACUUCAGAGGCCAGUACAACUGCAGUUAGGUCUACAGCGACGACAGCAGGGGCUGCUGUACCCACCACGUCCCCUACAACGUCAGCUGUACCCACAACUUCAGAGGCCAGUACAACUGCAGUUCGAUCUAUAGCGACGACAGCAGGGGCUGCUGUACCUACCACGUCUUCACCAACGACCCCUGGACCCAGCAUUACAACACAGGCCAACACAACUGCAGUAGGGUCAACAACAGCGACUUCUGUGACGACCACGUCUGCAGCAACGACGCCUGCAACCAACACUACAGCGGAGACCAACACAACUGUAGUUUGGUCAACAGUAGGGGCUGCUGAGUUCAGCACAUCUGCACCCAACUCCACAACAGAGCACAACACCACAGUGGCUCUGUUAUCAACAUCGACUGCCGCACCGAUUCCGUCUCUGACAACGACACCUGCAACCAACUCUACAACAGAGAACAACUCCAAUUUGGUCCGUUCAACAGUAGGUACUGCUGUACCUAGUGCGUCUCUACUAAUGACCCAUGCACCAAACACCACAGCAGAGGCCAACACUUCUAGUGUCGUUCGUUCAACAAAAACGGCCUCUGUUUCUACAACGCCAGAUAUUGAUGAGUGCAUGACGGGAGCUCAUGUGUGCCUCCGCGACGAACUCUGCUUCAACAGGGAGGGAUCGUACGCCUGCGCCUCGUGCUACCCCGACAUAGCCCUGGUGGGAGGAGGGGCCAACUCUUCGGCUCCUGUCGACAUCAAACGGAGGGUGCCUUUUACUGUGCAAUCUACCGUAACAGUGGACUGUGACGUAGCCUAUUCAUUCCUCUUUAACUGGUCUUUGUACGCGAUGGAUGGUGGCCUUCCCUCCGUAAAAAUUCCCCUUCCGGAGAAUGUUGAAACUGCCGGAUCUGAACUCACCUUAACGAAGAACGUUCUGCCGUACGGGAAGGUUGCCAUCCGGCUGGAGGUCACGGUGGAGGAGACUUUGUCUGGACUCCGUGUCGUGACGUCAGCUGAGCAGUGGGUGAAUGUCUUAUCUUCGGCACUGGUGGCUGACAUUGCCGGUGGCUCAGCAAAGUCACUCGCACGUGGCUCCGACAUUGUCCUCGACGGUUCGUUUUCUACAGACCCGGACGCCAUGGUGACAGACGCGGCAGACUUCACUUAUAACUGGACCUGUGUAACAGAAAUGGGAACUUCGUGCGACGACCUGUUUAGCGAUGGAGGAACCAACCAGUCAUAUGUUAUCUCUUCUGAGGGCGUCGAAACAAGUGCAGGCCGGUUGAUUGUGCAUCUUAGCGUGUGGUUCCCUGGCAGAUCCCCUGGAACGACGUUUCAAAUCUUAGAGAUUUUCCCUGUCGGAUCUCCAUCUCUAUACAUCAGGUGCUUCAGCAACUGUAACAGGAAAAUCAACCCAUCUGAGAAGCUCGUUCUGGUGGCGGAGUGUACAAACUGUGAGGAGAACAAACUGGUCAGUUACAACUGGACAUUACAGGAAGUUCCGGACGGGUUUGGCAGGUCCGAUUUAAACUGGAACACCGAGAGCACCACGGGAAGGAACCUACCGGAUGUCGUCAUCAAACCCGAAGUCUUUACGGCUUUAGGGGACUAUACAUUAAGAGUGAAGAUGACGCUUCUUGACGGUCGUCAUGGGUUUGCUGAGUACAGUUUUGUACCGAACGAACCACCUGUGGUCGGAAGCUGCACAGUCAGUCCGGAAAACGGCACGGCCAUGGUGACAGAGUUCAUCAUCACUUGUACGGGUUUCUCUGACUCAGACGAGCCUCUGACUUACACCUUCCUCUUCAACACGGACGCUGCUUCUGAAUUCACUCCGCUGUACACAGGAACGGAUCCAACAACUCCAUCGCAGCUGUUUCCAGUGGGCCAAGAGUCCCGUGGCUUUGUCGUAAGAAUCCGCGUUGAAGUGUCAGACUCCUUCGGGGCAACAUCACAUGUCGAGACUUCUGUCAAGGUCGUGGCACUUCCAUCAGAACAGUCCACAGCCGUAGCCACGCAGCUCGUGGUUGGGGAGAACAGUCCUCUAACCCAGCUGGUGCGGGAAGGAGACGCCAAGUCCUUGGUGCAGAUGUCCAACAGCGUCACGUCUGUCUUAAACACGGUCCCGACUAACGCGUCGGCCGAGACACGGAGGGCAGCCACUGAGGCCAGAGAGGCUGUGGUAGCUGCAUUGACGACCAUCAAACCUACCAGCGUGUCGUCUGUGAACCUUGUAGCGAGCGCGCUGGGCUCGGCCACAAGCGGAGGGGACGACGUGUCAGCGGAUGCACAGGUUGCCACCGCAAGGUCCUUAAAGAACAUGGGGGGAAUUUCUGCAAAGCUUACCUCUUGA
This is a messenger RNA of Branchiostoma belcheri (Belcher's lancelet), 2598 nucleotides long. Its product is annotated as cell wall protein DAN4-like. The transcript has 11 exons. Lineage: Eukaryota; Metazoa; Chordata; Leptocardii; Amphioxiformes; Branchiostomatidae. Gene Ontology annotation, molecular function: calcium ion binding. Bases 1 to 2598 code for a protein of 865 amino acids. The record is from RefSeq and is a predicted model, not a curated record.